UGGCAAUGUCGUCGUGUUGUGAAACCGGCAAAAUAAAUUUUCUAGGAAUGGCUUAUCUUGGGCGAUCAUCGUGGCAGCUUUGAGUUGACCUGAUCAGCAAGAUGAAGUUAGUCCAGAGAGAUAUCGAUAAGACAGGUGCAGGGUCUGUUUCCCUGAUUCCUGAAGAGGCUGAAGAUAUGUGGCAUGCCUAUAACCUGGUAUCACAUGGGGACACACUGAGAUCUACUACUAUCAGAAAAGUACAGACGGAGUCAGCCACAGGCAGCGUGGCCAGCAGUAAAGUAAGAACCAUGCUGACCAUAUGCGUGGAGAGUCUGGAUUUUGACACCCAAGCCUGUGUACUGAGGGUGAAGGGGAGAAACAUUGUGGAGAACCAGUAUGUUAAGAUGGGUGCAUACCAUACUCUUGACCUAGAGAUGAACAGGAAGUUCACACUGGGCAAACACGAGUGGGACAGCAUCUUUCUGGACAGAAUAGAGCUAGCUUGUGACCCGAUGCAGAGAGCAGACGUGGCUGCUGUGGUAAUGCAGGAAGGCCUUGCACACAUCUGUCUUGUCACCCCAAACAUGACGCUGCUGCGUGCAAAGAUAGAGACAAAUAUCCCACGAAAGCGACGGGGCCAGUGCAGCCAACACGACAAGGGUCUGACUCGUUUUUAUGACCAGAUAAUACAAGCCAUUCUCAGGCACAUCAACUUUGAUGUUGUCAAGUGUGUCCUCGUUGCAAGCCCUGGAUUUGUUAAAGAUCAGUUUAAUGAGUACAUGUUCCAGCAGGCCAUCAAGUUGGAGUACAAGAUACUACUGGAGAACAAGUCUGAGUUUGUCCUCCUCCAUUCUUUCUCUAGUUUCAAACAUGCUAUUAACAAAGUGCUGUCCGAUCCAGCUGUCACAUCAAAACUGGCAGACACGAAAGCAGCAGGAGAAGUGCGAGCUUUGGAUGACUUCUAGAUGUUACAGAAUGAUCCUAAUAGGGCUUUCUAUGGUAUCAAGGCAGUAGAGAGGGCAGCAGAGUUACAGGGUAUAGAAACCUUGAUGGUUACAGAUGAGCUUUUCAGGUCAGCUGUUGUGGAGAAGAGGAAGCGGUAUGUGAAGCUGGUGGACACGGUCAAAGAUCUGGGAGGAGAUGUGAAAAUAUUCUCCAGCCUCCAUGUCUCAGGAGAGCAGCUGACUCAGCUGUCUGGCGUGGCGGCCAUUUUGAGGUUCCCCAUCCCUGAUGAGGAUGAAGAUCAGGAUUCGGAGGAGGAAAACUGAGGCCAGGUUCAGGGUCAAUGCAAUUAUCAAACUGUGGGAUGUGAGAUUUACUGAUGCACUCCAUACGAUGGACCAGAAAGACAAAACAAUUGACAACUGACCAGCGUUAUUCCAUAUUAGUAAGCUAUUCAGUGGUUCUGAGCAUUGUAAGGGAAUGACCUUAGAGUGAACCAGUACAAUUGCAUACCUAUACACAAAGGUAUAUGUACUUGUGUGUAAGUAACCGGGUGGAAUUGCAUGUGGACGUAGGUGAUGUCUUGUGUUUGGUACAAACAGACAAAUGGGAUUAUAUGGACUAAUAUACCGUACAAGAACGAUUGAAAAUGAGGAUUUUCCUAUUUUAAGGUAUUGGUACAUAAAUUACUCUUGAUUUGAGGAUAUAGACUGUACAAUCAAGAUGAAGGACUAAUCUAAAAGACUGUGUUUACAACAUUACUAAACCAAACAAGCAAGAUGGCAGUAGGUCACCCCAUCACACUUACAUAAGGCUCAUAACACACCACUAUGUUUCUCCUUAACUUUCAUCCAUUAGACUGGCUGAUGUGGUCGCAAAAUGGUGUAUAUGGCGAUUAGUCAUUUAGAACCUUCUUUUAGUAUAUCUUAAAGAUAAAGAAAACAUUAAUGACUACGGGAUGACCAUGACACGCUCUCCAGCAAAAUGGUUCAGUUUAUUUUUUUAAGAAUUCUUUCAACAAAGUAAAAUACAUUUGAAACAUUGGAUUCCACGUCGGUAUUUUCUGACUAUAUUGUGACCAGCCAAGUGACAUUUUUAGGAGCCAGUUAAGAUGGUCACUAAAGCAGUCCUUUUUAAUGCCUGUUAGCACAGUUUGACUGGCUGGUGUGGGAGAUAGGCAAGUCCAGGCGAUGCCUUAUCUAAUUUGAAUUUAGGUGUGGUAUAUUUACUCAAGCGUGACCAAGGCUGCAAGUUUUAACCCAAGAAACCUUAUUUCAACUGUCGCCAUUGUAAACAAUUAAACAUCAGUGAUGGUGUAUAUUGUUGUACAAUUUGUAAGCGAAGUCCAACUUACAAACUAUGUAGAAAAAGUCGUGGUUUUGCCUUUAAUAUAUAACUUGUUCCUGAAACAGAUGACCGUUCUGCAAAGCUGUCUCGAUGCUGCCUUUCGACAAUGCUGCCACUAUUUUCAAUAGUGACGUAUCUCUUCAUUGUAUGUUGUCGUGGAGAUAGCGUCAGGUCAGUUUGCAGCUGCUUGUUAUAUCAGGCCCGUGAGCUACAUGUGGAAGCAAUUUGUCAUAUUAAAACCAUUGAACUUUAAAAUGAAAUAUAAAGUUUUAAGAAAUUUAAUUUCAUACGAAAUGUAUAUAUGCUCUGAAGAUCCUUGUAAAUAUAUCUGUACGCUAAUGGUCAUCUAUUAUUUAAAUGAAUACACGUAGAUUUAUCUAUGUGGAUUUAAAUUUGUUAGCAUUUGAAAUGCUACUUAAUCCAAGAAAUAAAAAAAUUCAAAACUUUGAAUUUUCGGAAUUCAACUGUAUAAAAAGGGUUGAGCUGACAUUCAGAGAAUAUAAGCAGCCAUCUCUGACAACUAUUUGGAAUUAUUCUAUGGUUUAUAUAUGUAUAUUUAUAAAAUUGAAAUGUAUAUUUAAGAGCUGUUUGUCUCCGCAACGAUGUGACAUAAAUUGAUGUAGUAUGAUGGCAGUUAUUUGCAAAUAAAGAAAUUG
Molecule: messenger RNA, 2927 nt
Organism: Liolophura sinensis
Lineage: Eukaryota; Metazoa; Mollusca; Polyplacophora; Chitonida; Chitonidae
Product: protein pelota-like
Biological process (GO): ribosome disassembly; nuclear-transcribed mRNA catabolic process, no-go decay; nuclear-transcribed mRNA catabolic process, non-stop decay
Cellular component (GO): cytoplasm
Source: RefSeq, a predicted model, not a curated record